Cloeon dipterum is the source of this 2751-nucleotide messenger RNA. RefSeq lists its product as uncharacterized. Gene Ontology annotation, molecular function: transcription cis-regulatory region binding; protein binding. The record is from RefSeq and is a predicted model, not a curated record. Lineage: Eukaryota; Metazoa; Arthropoda; Insecta; Ephemeroptera; Baetidae. The transcript has 4 exons. The coding region runs from base 1 to 2751 and encodes 916 amino acids. Gene Ontology annotation, biological process: positive regulation of transcription by RNA polymerase II. Gene Ontology annotation, cellular component: nucleus.
AUGGACAAAGAUUCAGAUUUUGAGGACAGGAGAAUGAACAAUUCCCGAACACGACAAAUGGCUGAUUCCCCAGCGUCGGACGAGGCAGAAGAGAAGAUUCCAAGAGUGGAAUUCGAACACACAAAUACGUCUCUUAUUGCAGAAAAGCCGGCUUUCGUCGAAAGCAACAGAGGUGACAAUUUUCCUGCCAUUCUUUACGCGGCAGAAUUCGCCUGUUUCGAGGUAUGCCAGAAACUAGUGAAGCAAGGAGAAGAUGUAAACGUGACGGAUGUAAAUGGAGACGACGUCUACCACUUCGCAUGUAAGAAUAAAACGUGCGAUUUGGAGCUGAUCGAUUUGUUCGCAAAUAACGGAGCUGAAAUUGAACGGUGGAAUGAGAAUCAGGAUGAUGCAGUCAUGGUCGCUCUGCAAAAGGGAAACGUCAAGUUUGCAGUCAAGCUGUUCGGUUUGUACGAAACCAAGCUAAGUUUACUUUGGCAUUGCAUUCCUUCAGUAACAACGAACAUGUUGAAACUCGCUUACGACCAGAACCCAUCAGUGGGGAAAGCGAAGGACAGUGACGGGUUUGACAAAGAGAUAUUGAAGCAGGCGGCAUCAUUCAAAGAUUUUGAGACAUUCGAGUUGGUCCUCCAGAUAGAAAGAGAUUUCAGCGGAGAUUUACUCAAAAGUAAAGAAUUUCGAGAGGAUAUUCUCAAGAAGGCUGCUAUCAAUGAAAACGAAGAAGCUGGCGUGAAAAUCACCGACUUCAUUUUUUCUUUUGCGAAUGACUUUGAUCAAAAAGAUUUCACCCGUCUUCUCACCGAUAUCAUGCCGAGGGGAAAGUUGAAAGUUGUCCAAAUGUUGGUUGAUCGCGGUGCCGACCUGAAAGUACGUAUGUGGCGAGAAGGAAUUUCUUAUUCCCUCUUUGAGAAGGCUGUGGACGAGAAUGAAUUGGAAGCUGCGAAAUUCGCGCACGAAAAAAACCAAGAAGAGAUUACGUCACGAAUGUUGAUCUGCGCGGCAGAAAAAAGGAACGUCGAAAUGUGCGAGUGGCUGGUUGGGAUUCUCGAAGCGCCGUUCGUUGAAAUUUUGAUACCUGCCUUUAUGUAUUUCAUAGCGCGUUAUAAACCUUUCGGCGAUGAAAUCAUUCCACAGUCUGCUCCCAAACUGCGUUCGUACAUUAAUCAAGUCGAUAGAGAAGGCAAAACUGCUCUCCAUUUGGCUGUGGACCAACACAAUCUCGAUGUUUUGGAUGCCUUGCUCGAGAUCGGCGCCGAUAUACAAGUGCAAUGUCAAUUCUACAACUUGUUGAUCUACUGCUUAAAGAAACAAUUUUUGAAUGGCGCUAAGAUCGUGUACGCAAAGGACAGAAGCCAGUUGAGAGGAUGUCACCUGAAAAUGGCGUCGGCCUUUUCAAGAGAUCACGUCACCGUAAAAAUGGAUAAUUCAGAAAACGCCGACAAAAGAGAGAGCAAUGACCGAAAACAGCCCGUGGAUCAAACCCCUGAGUCGAAUGAGAAGAUUCCAAGAGUAGAAUUCGACCCAAAAGUGCCUCUUGCUGAAAAGCUGGCUUACGUCAAUAGCAACAGAGGUGACAUUCCUGCCAUUCUUUACGCGGCAGAAUUCGCCUGUGUCGAGGUAUGCCAAGAACUCGUGAAGCAAGGAGGAGAUGUGAACGUGAGGGAUAUAGAUGGAAACGACGUCUACCACUACGCAAGCAGGAACAAAACCUGCGAUUUGGCUCUGAUCGAUUUCUUUGUUGGCAAAGGAGCUAGAAUGAAAAGAAAGAAUCAGACAUACAAUGAUGCAGUCGAGGUCGCUAUGCAACGGGGAAACGUCAAGUUUGCGACCAAGCUGUUCUAUUUGUACGGAUCCGAGUUAAGUUUUCUUGCGCAUUGUAUUCCUUCACAACAAACGGACUUGUUGAAACUCGCUUACGAUCAGGACUCGUCGGUGGUGAAAGUGAAGGACAGUGACGGGUUCGAUAAGGAGAUAUUGAAGAAGGCGGCAUUAUUAAAAGAUUUUGAGACAUUCGAGUGGGUCCUCCAGAUAGAAAGCGGAGAUUUACUCAAAAGUAAAGAAUUGCGACUGGAUAUUCUCAAGAAAGCUGCUAUCAAUGACGACGAAGAAGCUAGCGUGAAAAUCGCCAACUUCAUUUUUUCUUUUGCGAAUGAUUUUGAGCGAGAAGAUUUGACCAGUGUUCUCGUUGAUGCCAUGCCGGAUGGAAACUUGAAAGUUGUUGAAAUGUUGGUUGGUCGCGGUGCCGACAUGAAGAGCCGUUUGGUGAAAGGAGGAAUUUCUUUUUCCCUCUUUGAGAAAGCUGUAGUGAUGGAUGAAUUGGAGGCUGCGAAAUUCGCGUACGGAAAAAAUCCAGAGGAGAUUACGUCACGCAUUUUGAUCUGCGCGGCAGUGACUGGCAACGUCGAACUGUGCGAGUGGCUGGUUGGGCUUCUCGAAGCGCCGUUCAUUGAAAUGUUGAUACCUGCCUUUAUUUAUUUCAUAGCGCGCUAUAAACCUUUCGGCGAUGAUAUCAUUCCACACUCUGCUCCCAAACUGUGCUCGUGCAUUAAUCAAGUUGACAUUGAAGGCAAAACUGCUCUCCAUUUGGCUGUGGACCAACACAAUUUCGAUGCUUUCAAGGCCUUGAUUGGGAUCGGCGCCGAUAUUAAUGUGGAACAUCAAUCCAACAACUUGUUGAUCUACUGCAUGCAGAAGAAAUUUUUGGAGGGCGCUAAGAGAUUGUGUACGCAAAGGACGCAAGCCAGCAGUUAA